This is a messenger RNA of Tuber aestivum (summer truffle), 1172 nucleotides long. The record is from the annotation of a GenBank genome assembly. Lineage: Eukaryota; Fungi; Ascomycota; Pezizomycetes; Pezizales; Tuberaceae.
AUGUCGGCUCCCGCGCUUAAAAACUUUGAGCCAAAGGAUCCCGUUCAGCUCAGUCCCCCCAAGGACGACCCCAUCUCUGUCGAAAAGUUGGGGGAGGCUGACGGUAAGCUUAUGUGUUACAAUUGAAAUCACCUUUGAUAUUCAAAUCUGCACGUCUGCUCUUGUGAACAACCUAUUAAAGUAUACGCAUUGUAGGGUCCGCCGAAGGACGUCCGGUCUAUGUCGCUAUCAAGGUCUAUCAUCUCCUUCAUUUACUACCCCUUAGUAGGCUAGAACUAGUGAAGCUAAAUGAGUACAGGGCAUCGUCUUUGACGUGUCGAACAACAGGUCUUCUUAUGGCCCUGGAGGUUCCUAUCAUGGUGUGUAUCCUGGGCUGUUUCCGCGUAAGCUAUGCAACGGCCUGAUAUUGAUCUAAUGUUUCUUUUCUUCGCCGUAGUCUUCGCGGGAAAGGAUGCCUCCCGUGCUCUGGCCAAGUCAUCCGUCAAACCCGAGGAUGCCAUUGCCAAGUGGGACGAUCUUGGGGACAAGGAGAAAAGAGUGCUAAAUGACUGGUAAGCCUGUAUUCUCUAAAUAAGGAAGAUUUAUUCAUAUGCUAUUCCCGCCGCCACCCGACGUCAACUCGCGAGCACUAGAUGGCUAAUUUAGCUCCGGCUACGCAGGUACACCUUCUUCUCCAAACGCUAUAAUAUUGUUGGGAGGGUCGUUGGUUCUGACCACUGAGGUGUUUCUUCUUCUCUUCUUGUCCUCUCCUGUAUAGCUUUUGUUAGGGUCGAGGAAGGAGGGAGUCUAAAUAUUAUUUUCCUUAUUAUUUUCUCUACAUCUAGUAUACCACAGGUAACCAGCGCAAAGUCCAACAGACAGGCAGAAAAUCAAGACAAAGUGAAUAUUAAAGAAAGAAGGCAAAAAGGUCUUCGUUCGAACAUGUCUGUGUGAAAUACGCUUUCCCCACAUGUCCGGUUGUAUGGCGACACCAUACACUACCACCCGAGCAUCUUGGCACCUGCGCUGCAUGCUAUCUCUGCUUUGGUCCUGACGUGCCAUGCUUCAGAUGUUUGGUAUUCAGCCAUCACUCUAUCCGGUGCACUGGCAAUCAACACUGUGCCAUUCUCCCCCUUGAGCACCCAAUAUACUUUGAUACCUGCGACUAACCCGACCGCCCCACCGAGGACGUA